GCUUGUGUGAGUGUAAAAUCCAAAAAGUGCGUGGUGCGGGAAAUCUGUCAUCCAAACAAAAAAAAACUGGAAGCUGCGCGCUUGCUUGCAUUCUUCUGGUUCCGCACUCGUUGAGUUGUUUUCCUGUGAGUUCUAAGCUGUAGCUAGGUAUCUACCACCUUGCAGCAAUCCAUUCCAUUCCUCGAGGUCGACAGGAGUCCCGUUGAAAAAAAAAAUAAUGUCUGAUAAUCAGGACAAUGUGCCGGAAGGUUGGGAAAAGCGUACGAGCCGGUCCACAGGAAUGACCUACUAUCUAAACGUCUACACCAAAGAAUCCCAGUGGGAUCUUCCGACGAAGCCGGCCAGCCCGGAGCAGGACACGGCCGAGGUGCAGUGCGCCCAUCUGCUGGUCAAACACAAGGGUUCGCGGCGGCCCAGUUCCUGGCGGGAGGACAACAUUACCCGCAGUAAGAGCGAGGCGCUGGGUAUCCUCGAAGGCUACCGGAAGCAGAUUCAGUCGGGUGAGAUGACCCUACCGGAACUGGCCCAACAGUAUUCGGACUGCAGCUCGGCCAAACGGGGUGGCGAUCUGGGAAUGUUCAAGCGGGGCAUGAUGCAGAAACCUUUUGAGGAGGCAGCGUUUGCUCUGAAGGUCGGCGAAAUGUCCGACAUCGUGGAUACCGACUCCGGGCUGCAUUUGAUUCUGAGACUUAAGUAAGAGGUAAGUGGGACAGGGAAGGGAACUGAUACCUGUUUGAGAUUGUAGAAUUGGAAAUUGUAUGGGAAUAAAGUCAAAGAAUCGGUGCACUUCGAUUUUAGUAUGGAACAGUUCAA
Aedes albopictus (Asian tiger mosquito) is the source of this 813-nucleotide messenger RNA. Its product is annotated as putative peptidyl-prolyl cis-trans isomerase dodo. The record is from RefSeq and is a predicted model, not a curated record. Gene Ontology annotation, cellular component: cytosol; nucleus. Lineage: Eukaryota; Metazoa; Arthropoda; Insecta; Diptera; Culicidae. Gene Ontology annotation, molecular function: peptidyl-prolyl cis-trans isomerase activity; protein binding. The transcript is spliced from 2 exons. The coding region runs from base 218 to 697 and encodes 159 amino acids.